Paramormyrops kingsleyae is the source of this 2606-nucleotide messenger RNA. RefSeq names its product major facilitator superfamily domain-containing protein 6-like. Gene Ontology annotation, cellular component: plasma membrane. Gene Ontology annotation, biological process: antigen processing and presentation of exogenous peptide antigen via MHC class I. Lineage: Eukaryota; Metazoa; Chordata; Actinopteri; Osteoglossiformes; Mormyridae. The record is from RefSeq and is a predicted model, not a curated record.
GAUGACAGGCGAUGCUGAGCGGUGGAGAACUUAGAGCAAAACUGACGGCUAACUUACCGCAGCCUACCGGCAAACUUACGGCAAGUCGCACCUGUCCGAUCGCGGCGCGCAGCCGGGGACUGAAGGCGGCCGGGGACGCGCACAAUGCGAGCAAGGAGACUUUCAGCAGAUCGAACUGGGUGAUCUAGUCACCGGACCGGAGCCGUGUGAACUUCACAAGGGGGUUUUAGGUAAGAGAGAUGGCGAGUGAUGACAGGACUGGCAUUCUGAUGGAUGAUGAGACAGACCAAAGGUGGAAUGAUACUUUGGAUGAACUGGACAAUACUGAGCCUGCAGAGGAGAAGCCCAGGACAUCCUCCCCGGUUCCAGCCCCAGAGAGUCCCCAAAGCGAUGCAGCCACAACCUCGUCGCAGCCCGGCGUGGGUACAGUGGGAAGCACCUUUGGCCAGGUUAACAAACACCUGCUGGUCUCCAAGAUCUUCUACUUCUUCUUCUACGCGGCGUAUGGCUCGUUGCAUCCGCUACUACCCAUCUACUUCAAACAGCUGGGCAUGACGGCCAGCCGGAGUGGCCUGUUGGUGGGAAUCCGCUAUUUCAUCGAGUUCUGCAGCGCCCCCUUCUGGGGUGUGAUAGCCGACCGCUUCAAGAAGGGCAAGGCUGUGCUGCUGUUCUCCGUGCUGUGCUUUCUGCUGUUCAAUGGAGGCAUCGGGUUUGUGAAGCCGGCCGAAAUGCACUGCGUGGAGAAGAGCCCUCCAGAAGCCUCCAAUAACUCCGCCCAGGCAAACACGACACAGGUGACCUCCACCACCCAACCUAUGGGAGAUAAUUCCACUCAUGUAUCAACCCCCCAAAAUGCAACCAGCUCGGGAUUCACCACAGAACAAUUUACUGCAACGACCGUCGCUUCUAAUACUCAUGAACUAAUCUACGAUGAAGGACAGGUGAAGACCAUCUUCCUCACGAUCCUGCUGGUCAUAAUCAUCGGCGAGUUCUUCAGCGCCCCUGCGGUGACCAUCGUGGACACGGUCACCCUGCAGUACCUGGGCCGACACCGCGACCGCUACGGGCUGCAGAGGAUGUGGGGUGCCCUCGGCUGGGGUCUGGCCAUGCUCUGCGUGGGCAUCUCCAUCGAUCACAUGCAGCUCCUUGUCCUCAUCCAGGACUGCGGCCUUUUCCACCUGAAGGACUUCCUGAUUACUUUUGUUGUGUUCGGGGUACUUGCGGGACUCGCCCUCCUGGUGGCCACCCAGUUCUCCUUUGACAGUAGUGGAUCGGCAGUAAGCAGGGGGGUGUAUGACAGUGCCUCCCCUGGGGCCAUCGUUGCGGAGGGGCAGCGUGAGUUUCACUUUUCGGACCUGCUCAGGGUGCUGUGCAGUGUCCGAUACAGCACCGUGCUCUUCGUGGCCUGGUUCAUGGGCUUCGGCUACGGCUUCGUCUUCAGCUUCCUCUACUGGUACCUGCAGACGCUGAACGGGACCACCACCCUGUUCGGCAUAUGCUCGGUGCUGAGUCACGUCUCCGAGCUGGUCGCCUACUUCACGAGCCACAAGCUCAUCAAGCUGGUGGGCCACAUCAGGGUGCUGUACCUGGGUCUGGCAUGCAACACUGCCCGCUAUCUCUACAUAUCCUACCUGGAAAAUGCCUGGACCGUUCUCCCCAUGGAGGUGCUUCAAGGUAUGACGCACGCCUUGGUGUGGGCGGCUUGCAUCUCCUACCUGAGCGCCACUGUGCCGCUCGCCCUCCGCACGUCCACCCAAGGCGUCCUGCAGGGCCUGCACCUGGGGCUGGGGCGGGGCUGCGGGGCCAUGGUGGGCGGAGUCUUCGUCAGUUACUUUGGAGAGGCGGCGACCUUUAGAGGACUGGGGAUGGCAUCCCUCAUCAUCCUCAUUUUGUUCUCCUUCAUCCAGUUUCUCAUGGGACAGGACGACAGCGGCGAAGCCAAGGCGAUGGCUUCCUCCGGCAGUGUUUCCAUAGCGACCAUCAACUUGACGCGGGAGCCUCAGACGCUCCAGCCGGAGCCACCCAGGAAGAGGAAGCACCAGGAGGAGCAGGAGGACCGCGACAUGCCUCCUUGGGCGUUCACAGUCUCGCCCUGGGUCACCAUGGCCUUCACCAUCUUCCACGUCCUGGAGACGAUAAAAAUGGCAAAGAGGAGGGCCCUAGUAGACACACAGGACCCGCAGCAGGUGACCAAUGACACCACUGCUCCAGUUUCCCCGCCAGUGGACAUGCCAGCGGCCCAACCCAGCACAUCGCAACAGUUGGAGCCCUCCAACAAGCCAGUAAGGAGGCCCAGCAAGAAGCUCAAGGAACGUACAGACUCAGACGGGACUGAGAGGCCUCCCUCCACGGCGCCCCCUGUUGGCUCCAACAGUACUGUAGAUAACCAUUUCCCAUUACCAGGAAACUUUGACCUACCUCCUCACAGGUCCUCAAACAACCCUUUCUACCAGUAAGACACACAUGCCCAUGACAAAGCACAGCGCCGACAACAAAGCCACCCAGGAACUGCAGUUUGAGAACGAAAUCCAGUGCAGGGUGCAGAUCUGUAAACAACCGGGACUCUGUAAAAAUGGUUUUUAUUAAAACUGUAUCUGUUUAACAAA